Messenger RNA from Cyphomyrmex costatus, 1182 nucleotides. Its product is annotated as ice-structuring glycoprotein-like. The transcript has 4 exons. NCBI's taxonomy places the organism in Eukaryota, Metazoa, Arthropoda, Insecta, Hymenoptera, Formicidae. The record is from RefSeq and is a predicted model, not a curated record. Bases 1 to 1182 code for a protein of 393 amino acids.
AUGACUAUAGUCACGAGGGCUACAAGAAAAUCAAAAAGUGAAUCCCCUCGUUGUACCCGUGAAAAGGAAAAUUUAGCACCAAUGUCAUCAUUAGUAUCGCAAAAAUCGCAACCGUUACAAGGUCAAUCAUUGACAGCAGCGACAUCCACGGCAUCCACGGUAGUGAGAUCGACAUCUGAGACACCGAAGACGACAGCCACGGUAGUGAGAUCGACAUCUAAGACACCGAAGACGACAGCCACGGUAGUGAGAUCGACAUCUGAGACACCGAAGACGACAGCCACGGUAGUGAGAUCGACAUCUGAGACACCGAAGACGACAGCCACGGUAUCUACAGCACCGAUGACAAUAACGGCACAAGAAAACAACAUGGCUGCUUCAAAAUAUGUUGCAAUGCCAAAUGCGUCGCAAGAAAAUGUGACUGCGUAUAGAUAUCCACAAUGUACAGCCGCGCAGGCUUCUACAUAUAAUUCAGAUAUUCAGGGUCCAGAAAAUAAUGCAGAAUUUGAAUAUAUCUAUGCACCUAUUAUGCAUUCGUCGGCCACGCCACAAUCUACACAGCCUACUCCUGGAUUUGGUCAUGAACAUAUAACAGGAUACCGUGUACCUGAAAAUUCUAAUCAAUUUAAAGCAGCUGUACGACGUGCCUAUCAAAGAGGCCUGAAAAAAGACACAGCUUCAGAAAAAAAAACAGCGGAAAGAAUUGCUCUGCAGGCUACGUCGGUUAUAGGAAAUACUUCGCCGGCCUUAUUACAAUAUGCAGCAGCGCCACCUCCUAUAGAGAAUAUUCAGGCUCGAGAGUGCAUUUAUGUACAAAAUCCUCCACUAGUGGCGCUACAAUAUUCCACGCCUGCCAUAGGAUAUGCGUCUGCUGUAGGACGUAGGCCUCUAUCUGCUACGUCACAAUUUGCAGCCGCACCUGCUAUAGGAUAUAUGUCUGCUGCAGGAUGUACACCUCUGCCUGCCACGCCACAAUAUGCAACCGUGCCUGCUAUAGGAUAUACGCCUCCGCCUGCCACGCCACAAUAUGCAGCCGUACCUGCUAUAGGAUAUACGCCUCCGCCUGUCACACCACAAUAUACGGCCGCGCCACUUGUUCCACAGUAUAUUCCUAACCACACUUCGAUUCAAGACUAUCCUCCUCCACCAGCCACACCACAGUACGCAGUACGCCUGCUCUAA